UCGAAAACCUGUCAAGCGGGUUUGGCCAAAAUUAUGUCUUGUUCUCAAGCAAGUUCACAGUGCUGGCUUCCAUCUCUUGGGCGGGACAUUCCGGAUCGGAGUGGAGGUCCACAGAGGUCGAUGCGGACGGGGGCCCUGCUGGAAACAGAGGGGCAGUAGAGGCCAAGGGGCCACCCCUACACCUGGAGCACAGAGGGGCCUGGGCCAGGGCCAGGGCCUCAGGAAGCCAUGGAGAGCUUCAUGGAGUCGCUAAACAGGCUGAAGGACGUCCAUGAGAAUGAGAUCACGGGCCUGCAGAACAAGCUUCUGGAACUGAACUCAGAGAGAUGCCGGGACGCCCAGAGGGCGGAGGAGCUCUGUGCCAAGAACCGUCAGCUCAGGGAGCAGCAGAGGGCGCUGAAGGAGAACCUGCGGGCGCUGGAGAACAGGCUGCGGGCCGGCCUGUGCGACCGCUGCAUGGUCACCCAGGAGCUGGCGAGGAAGAAGCAGCAGGAGUUCGAGAGCUCCCUGCUCCAGAGCCUGCAGCAUGUCUUCCUCCUCACGACCGAGCUGACCCGGCUGCAGGAGGAAAACGAUGCCUUGAAGGAGGAGGUGAAGCAGCUCCGGGGCCCAGGGCCCAAGCCCCAGCCCAGGGAGGGCGCCCCAGACCCCCCGUCACCCCUGUUGCUCCCCUCCCUGGGCACCCGGAAGGCCGUCACUGAGAAGCCACUGGGAGGCCGUGAGGAGAUGGAGGACCACCACGCAGAAAGGCCGGUGGGGUACGGGACGUCUCCAGUAGCCAAAAUCUCCCCGGGUGCCAGCCUGCCUGAGCCCCGGGCCCCGGACAUGAGCCCCCAGCACAUCUCCAACCAGCUACACGGGACCAUCGCCGUGGUGCGGCCAGGGUCCCGGGCCUGCUCUGCCAACCGGGGCUCCGUCAACGGGACGUCCCCACUGCCGCCCCCCAGGAGCAGCCCCCCAAGCCCGCCUGGAGAGCACAGCCUCCCUCUGGACAGCUUCCUGCAGGCCUCUCUGCCCUCUGCCAAGCCCUGCGAGUCCCCGAAGCGCUCCCUCCAGGCUGACCGCCUCUGCCACCUGAACCGCCACCUGGCCCUGCCCCGUGGGAGCUCUCACAGAGGCCCCCAGGCCCCCGCCACAGCCCCCAGUGGCCCCCAGCCCCAGGGCCUCAAGGCCAGGGAGGUGGAGGCCUGGGAGGAGCCCGCCGGUCUGCUGGGCCUGCCAGGCGCCCUGGCAGGCGUGCGGGACCCGCGGCUGGAGGGAGCGCUGCACCUGCUCCUGGCCCAGCAGCUGUGGGCCCGGGGGCGGGCGGGCGGUGCCGGGCUGAGGGGCCCACCGGUGCCGGGGAAGACGCCACCCUCCCCGCCAGCCGGCUCCCACUCAGAGGGUCCCGGGGGCGGGGCGGCCGGGGCAGCCCUGCCCAGAGGGCAGCACCCACAGCCCGCAGGCCCAGGCAGUCCCGGGGCAAAGGAGGCCACGGCCACACAGGACUAUGUCCCAGACAAGCCCCUGGACCUCUCCGAGUGGGGCCGGGGCCGGGAAGGUGCCCCCAAGCCUGCCAGCCUGCCAGGAUCACUCAGCCCCCCAGGUGCCCACACGCCCAGCCCCAAGCCACCCCAGGGAGUGGAGCCCUCUGCACAGUCUGGGGUCCAGGGACUCAGCGAUGGCACCAAGGGGGCCAAAGAGCCAGAGGCGGAAGAGCCUCCACCUUCCACGGAACCCUCACAUUCUCUCCCAGGCCCCAGCCUGCCCUCUCCAAGUGGGCCAGGAGAUGAGGACAGAGGGAGGCCAAAACUGCCCCCCUGCCCGCAAAGGCCUGAUGGAGACAGCCACCCGGAGCUCAGCAAAGCCCAAGGACAGCGGCCGGAGUCGGAUGAGCUAGAUAAGCCAGACACCUCAGACAGCGAGGUGGGCCUGAGCACCGAGGCGGGGGCCACGCGGAGCUCGCCAGCCGAGGGGCCCAGGGGUUUCUGCGCCAAGGAGCGUGGGCGGGGCCCACAGAAGAGGAAGCGGGCCUCAGACCAGUGGAGCAAAGCCUCGAAGAAGCCGUCCUGAGGAAUAAGGAACCCAGGGGAGCCAGGAGCCCGAGGGACCCCGAGGACGGCAGCCCCUCACCCAGCACCAGCAGCUGUUAAGAGAGCCAGGGGCACCCCAGCCUGCCCAGCCGUGCUCCCCACCCGACUGCCCGCGGCCAGGACAGCCCACGCCGCCAGCCAGCAGACGGCCCCAGCAGCAGCGUAGUGGACUGGGUCCUGGCCCACAUCCAAAGGGGUUGGGAAGGCCAAGAGGGCUGGUCUUCUGAACCCCUCCAUCUCAGAAAUGGUCUUGCCCGCCACCCUCAGCCCAGCAUCUGCUCCCUUGCAGGGAGUAGGGGCCUGGGAGGCCAGGGUGACUCAAUCUCCAGCCCAGCCCCACCCCCCCACCCCUGCUGUGCACAGGCAGCCCUUCCUGGACAGUGCCCCGUCCUCCCACCAACUCCACUAGCAUCCUGGACCCAAGGGGCUACGAGCCUGGCCGCCUAUUCCUGACGGGGCAUGGAGCUCUGAGCGGUGGUCUCGGGCGCCCCCUCGUGGAGUCCCACAAAUAGGUGCUAGGCAGUGAGGGCGCAGGAAGGCUGACGGCAGCAUCUGGGGAGGGG
This is a messenger RNA of Eubalaena glacialis (North Atlantic right whale), 2635 nucleotides long. It is a transcript of the gene RBBP8NL, whose product is annotated as RBBP8 N-terminal like. Gene Ontology annotation, biological process: DNA double-strand break processing involved in repair via single-strand annealing; double-strand break repair via homologous recombination. Bases 229 to 2052 code for a protein of 607 amino acids. The record is from RefSeq and is a predicted model, not a curated record. Gene Ontology annotation, molecular function: damaged DNA binding; single-stranded DNA binding; Y-form DNA binding. Gene Ontology annotation, cellular component: site of double-strand break. NCBI's taxonomy places the organism in Eukaryota, Metazoa, Chordata, Mammalia, Artiodactyla, Balaenidae. The transcript has 14 exons.